AGCAGGACUCCAUGUGAAAACAUUCAGAAUUAUCUUACAAAAACCUAAACUAACUUUUACUCAUUUUAACCCUCCCCGUUGGGAUUGAGUCAGAUCGAAGUAGUGUGAUAGAAACAAAACCAGGUAAACUUUUGGAAGCGCUCGAGUGUGGUGUAAUUUUCGGUAGGCAACGCGGGGUGUGGACGCAGCCGAAUCAGAUGACGAGCCCAUCGUCGUUCAUCGAUUAGGGGUGUGAACAAUCCAGCUUUGAAAAUGCCCGCAAAAAUCUUCCCUGCUCUUUUUCUAACUCGCAAAAACCUCCGUCCGCGUUGGUUCGAAAACUAGGCGGGCAAUUUCCAAGACAUGGACAACUGCACCAAAACCAGGCCAAACGCGGCAAACCUGGCACCAAGUGUCCUAAUUCGCACGUUCGCGACGCGAGCGUGCGUUUUGCGCUGUUUGGUGAAAGAGUGCUUAUUUGCUGACGUGUUUGGCCUCUUGUUGCGGCUCUCGUUAGGCAGCUCUGGUGUAGCGGUCGGCGCUGGGCUUGUCCCCACUUAGUGCGACUCAAAUUGUCGCAAAUGUAUCCAAAGGCACCUCCAAACUCGUCUCGUUUUUUCUCUCGGAAAAGGCAGGCAAAAAAUGAGACGCCAAACACAGAGAAAAAACGAGAAAAAAAACAAGACAAAAAACGAAAGGAAAAACGAGAGCGCAGCAUGCGGAUUAAGGGCCACCAAAUGAGACCCAUUUUUAGCGCGCCACACCUAGAGAGAAAACGAGACCAAUUUCUUGCGCAAUUUCGAGCGCAGUUCUGUAUAGAAUUUGCGCACGAAGUUGCGCAGCAGCAGAGUUGGCAACUAGGGCAGCAGCAAGGCGCCUGAUUUGUUGCUGCGGUGAGGCAGUAAAGGAGCGCGGCAACUGGGCCACCAAAAAAAGGCCGCGAAAAGGGUGAGACAGCUCAAAGCGCUUAUUUCGCGCGUUCGGGCCGCGCGCGCUCGAUUUACGUUGUUUGCAGUUGGGCGCGUGGUCUUUUCGCGGAUUAUCUGCGGAUGACGCGGACCGUGGCGGGACUGCAAGAGAUCGAAGUGCGAAGAUAAGGGCCUGGCUUCUGCAUGAAAAUUGUGGGCAGGUCAGAUUUUUACGGCUAAAAAGCCGGCUGGAUUGUUUUCGCCUCUAAAUCGAUCAGACCUAGGGUUUUGAUAGGGUGGAUAAGGGAAUAAACGCCAGCUUUUAUUCAGUGUCGCAGCCCUAGCCCGCCGACUCGGGAAGAGCAAUCAUGUCGGCGUCAUUAUGGCAAGUGCUGGGUCGGUCAAUGCUGUGCUUGCACGGCCUCUCCGACUGGACAGCGUGGUCUAGUGGGACGGUAAGAGCCGUUCAGGAAACACGACAGACGAGCAAGAGUCGCUUUUUACGUGCGACUAAGGAGCAAAGUGUACUAAAGGGAAUAGGAGCAGACACGGAAGCCGCGGUUGGUGCUGUCGAGGGUAAGAAAGCUACCAGAAAAAGCGGGAUAGCGAAAUCUUCGUCCUCUCCACCACGCAAGGCACCACGGCAAGUUCGUUCGUCGCUACGAGGUCGAAAACGCUCAACCGCGUUGGAAGGAUCUUCAUAUGACGUUCAGGAGGCCGCCUCUGCAUUCUCGUCUCUGUCGGAGUCGUCAAUCAUAGCAGGGAUCGAGGAUACUAGCCGCGGUGACGAAAGUUCGGUUGUAACAACGGCGAGAGACCAAGCUUUGCUGGAGAGGACAGCACUGCGGAAAGCAGGGCUGCAGCAGGAACAGCAGCAGCGAUCCAAAAUAGAACUGAGGAAGAGGUUUUUGGAAUCUGCGCAAGACGUCGAGCAGCUAGAGAUCAUAGACGUGGACGACGAGACUUUCGACGACGACGCUCUUGCGGAGCAUAUGUGGACGCUCUAUCGGAAGCAGUGGGAAGAGCUCGGCGGGGGAC
Messenger RNA from Amoebophrya sp. A120, 1925 nucleotides. The record is from the annotation of a GenBank genome assembly. Lineage: Eukaryota; Dinophyceae; Syndiniales; Amoebophryaceae.